This is a messenger RNA of Dichomitus squalens LYAD-421 SS1, 3411 nucleotides long. RefSeq lists its product as uncharacterized. The transcript is spliced from 10 exons. Gene Ontology annotation, cellular component: division septum. Lineage: Eukaryota; Fungi; Basidiomycota; Agaricomycetes; Polyporales; Polyporaceae. The record is from RefSeq and is a predicted model, not a curated record. Gene Ontology annotation, biological process: division septum assembly. Bases 1 to 3411 code for a protein of 1136 amino acids.
AUGUCUCAGCCUAAGUUAACAUUACGCCCCCCUCCUAAUGUUGACUUCGUCCAAGGCUAUCCUGGGAUACCACCAGGUGGACCCGACAGGCCCCAAGCUGCUGUCAAAGGUGCCAUUGAGGUCCGGGUAGGACAGCAAGGUGUGAAGGCGAAGUGGGUCCGCAUCGAGCUCAGGAAGAUCGAGACACUCCCCGGCGGCGGUGUGGCCAACACUUUCUUCGACUUCGUCGGGCAGAGCCCUAUCAACCUCUGGCAGUCCCCCGACGACCAGUACAGCACACUACACACGAAUGAUUUUCCGUUCUUCAUACGGAUCCCGGAGUCGAUACCCCCUACGAUAGCACUCGAGAAAGGUGCCGGUAUCAAGUACGAGCUCAUCGCGUCAGUAUGCGUACAAGGCAAGAAGGGUUUUCUGCGGCGAGACAAGCCCACCGUGACUGCGACGGCGUCGGUGAUCACCAUCGACAAGCACGAGCUGCAUUCGACAUGGCCCAUCUACCUGCAGCCCGAGACGCGAUCCCAUUCGCAGGACGGUGUGACUCUCGUCGUCGAAAGAUCGCACACUUGCUAUGGCCCCGGCGACCGUGUCGUGGUGAUGGCGACGGUCAAGUCGGACACGCUACACACCGUCCUCCUGCGCGGCUUCGAGUUCAUGCUUCGCGAGACGACCAUCUUCCGCGCCGCCCCUCAUACGCAAGGCAAGAAGGGCAGCCCUCAGGUCAAAGUGUCGAGCAUUGGAGAGCAGAAGGUGCCAGUGAACGCGACGCUCUACGGCGGGACGCAGCAUAAGGCGGAGCUGAGCAUCACGGUGCCACCGCACCACACGUCGGCAACAAUCAAUGCUGCGAGGCACAUCGAUAUCAACUACGUCCUCACCGUGAAGGCGUUGAUGAACACCGGGCAGCCCGUCAUCAUGGAUCUUCCGGUUAUGAUCUCGAACUGGCCGAGAGCCGUUUCCGCUGAAGCCAUGAGGCGGAUAGGUCAUGCUUUCAACGUUUCGCUCCCUGGCCAUCCGAAUGGCCAAACCGGUUCCGGACAACAGUUCCCGGCCGCGCUCAUGGGCAACAGGGCAACCGCCACGCCUGCGGCCCCAGCUGUGUCUCCCUCUGCGCCAUCCUCUGCCACGCCCUCCCAUACGCACUCGAGCUCUAUCGACAAGAAGUCCUCCAUAUCAGACCUCCGAUCGCCCACUAAGCCCGCGCUCGGACCGUACAAUACUGUACCUCCCAAUUCAGACAAGACUAACUACGGCUAUGGCAGCACGAACGAGUUUGGCGAGCGCGAGCGCAGGAAGACCGCGGAGGGCACCCCGGUGACCUUUGCAGCCCAGACUAUCGGUGCGACGGGCUACGGCGCGUCACGCACACGUGCGGGUAGCGGCGCGUCUAACGAUGUCCCCGUCGCUGCGGUGCGCCCGCGGUCCAGUGGCGGGCGCACUUCAAAUCCAACUAGUCGUUUGACGCUCGUAAACACUACUGAAGAAGAGCUGCGCGAAAUAGAAGCAGAGGCGGAGCGUGCAGCUCGCAGACAGCCUUCGACGAUCCUCGAGAGCCCUGUUGCGCUGGAACCGUCGGCACAGCUAUCGCAGACACAGGCUGCGCCGAACCAACAGAGGACAACGACGCCGAAGACGACGACCGCAGCUCAAAAAUGGAUAAGCGCGGCAAAGGAGAAGGAGAUCUUGUAUCAGCGCGCGGUGGAGAGUGUUAAUCGUGUACAGGGGACGCGCAUUUCCGUUGACAACGGCCACGGAGACGCACAGUCCAUCAAGAGCGCCACCACGCCUGCGUCUGCGGUUAGCAAGCCGGAGAAGCGUUGGCCAAGCGCCGAGGAGGAAAAGGCCCAAGCCCGCCGAUUCGAAGAAGCUAAAGCUGCAGUCGUGCGCGCCCGCGGCCAGGAGGCGUUUGAAGCUGCCAGUGGCUCCGCCUUGUCCGCUGCUCCUGUCGCCAGCGGAAGCGCAAGGAGCCCCGCCUUAUCCCCGGGUGCUACCAUCUACUCUGAAGCAAUGGCCGCCAUCAAUCGGCCUGUUACCGCGGGCUCCACUCAUUCCACUGGCUCUAUAACUUUACCAUAUCACUCCCAGCCAUCUCAACCCGUCCUGACCCCUACUACUCCUGGGAGCACCUAUGGUCGUCAAUCAUCAUCUGGUGCUCUGCCUUCUGCAGCCGAAGAGAAAGCGAUGAUGGCCCGUUACUACGAAGCAAAGACUGCUGUCUGGCAGACACAAUCUGCCCAUUACGGACGUGUGCCCGGCAACGCCGGCCCCGACCCCGUACCGUACGACGCUCUCUAUCCCGGUCAGCAAGCGAUCAGUCCCGUUUCACAAGUCCAGCCCUAUCCAGUGUCUUCCCUGUCUGUGCAACCACCGCCGGCCGGUAUGCCUCCGGCUUUCGUGGCUAGCGGAUCGUCGCAACACCCGAUCCUCUCUGAGAAGGAGAGGUUGCGAAGACAUUACGAGGCUCAAGACGCUGUCGCGGCUCAGGCUCAGCAGCCGCCGCCACAAUGGCAACCUGCACCCCCGCCCCCACAGGAUUACGCGUCCUCGCCUCCACCCGGCCCCUACCCUGAUUUAUCACCCGCUGGCAAUCCGCCGCCUUUCAGCGCACCGCAAACACCCCUUUCCGCGUAUGCGGAGAAGGAGAUGCUUCGUCGAAAGUACGAGCAGCAGGAUGCGGCCGCACAAGGUACCCCUCUUCCGACUCCGACACCUCCCCCGCGGACGUCACAGAUGAUCAACGGCUCUGGCGGACGUGGUCGCCCACCACCAACUCCGCCCAUCUCACCCAAUGUGAUGCCCGGGACUCCUUCCAGUGCGCGCCCUCUAACUGCUGCUGAAGAGAAGGCUCGUCUCAAGGCCAUGUACGAGGCGGAGGACCGCACAGCAGGAGCACGUCCUCCCAUUCCCACACAAUCGCCUUACCCUUCACCACCACCCUCGAACGGAUACCAUGACCCUACUGCCGUCCCGCGCACGACACCCUCCCCUCAACUCCCCAUCAGCGCAAUCCCACCUCCGCCUCCGCCUCCGCUCGCUCCCAAGCCGCCCAAGGAGUACAUCGAGGAGACGCAGCAGGUGGACAUCCGGACCACCGCGAAGCUGCAGGCUAUCGACGCUGGAGAGCUUGACCCCGAACUCGCCUCGCUCGCACCUUCCGAUCACGAAGCCGCCGACGUCGAGGAGACGGACGCGCGCGACAACACGUUCGGGCCCGGAACACUCUCUGCCGCCGCGAACCCUUCGAGUCCCGGCCCCACCUCAACAGGAUUCGCGCCUGGCCUAUCGCGGCAGAGUUCAUUUGCACCGUCCGUCGGUGGUGGGCCGUCAAGACAGACGUCAUUGGUUGCUGCCCCCGGCACGCCCAGGACGGUGCCUCCGCCACCACCUCUUCCCCCGAAGGUGCUGAUUGAGUGA